UGGAAAUUCCACACGAGUUAAUCGGGAUAGUAGAUUUCUCUUUUUUCGACGCUUUUCUCUACCGUCGUCGUUUGUUUCCUGCCAAGGGAGGGCGAUCAUCGAGGGUCAGGAUCCAGCCACUCGACCCGCCCGAAAAGGGGUAGACAGAGAAAGGAGAGCAGUAGCCGAGGAGGAGCGGGGAAGGGUAAGCAUAGAACAGAAGGAUGUCUGCUCGGUCGCAGGUCACGAUCACACUGGGACAAAGCGGUCAGGUUGUGAAGAGAGUAAGACCUAUAUCUGAUGAUGACUUGCAUGCCUUAGGUGGCAAGCGAUCAGUGAGAGAAAGGUUGGAGAGCAAUAUGAACAAUUCCAAUUCACGUGGCGGUCAUUAUGAAAACAAACGUCAAAGGACAGAAGGUCACACUGAAAGAUUCAUUGAUAAGAAGCCAAGGGGCGAGCAAAUAGAAUCUUGUGCUUAUUUAAAUGUUGGUAAAGAUGAUUUGAGGUGGAAGCUUGUAAAGAAAAAUUUAUCUCGGAGAAGGCAUCUUGUUACUGAAGGACGUGAUAUUGACCUGCGUGAAAGGCUAUCUCGUAGUAUACAUACUUCGAGCAGAUCUGAUGCUAGAGAACAGCCAAAAGAAUCAAGUGCCUCUAGCCUUGGUAGAAGAAUACCUAAUGCAAGAAGUGCAGAUAAAUUGCUUGAAUUGGAUUCACAUAGAAAGUCUUAUUCAAUAGCUUUGGAUAAGCCAAGGAAUAACUCUCCAGAUAGGUUCAUCAAUGUUCCAAGACAUAUGUUUCAUUCAAGAAGAUAUGGAGAACUACAACAUGCAUCUGGGAUGAGAUCUCUAGAUGCAUCUAGGCCUAGUUAUCUGACAAAUUCUCUAGUUGGCGACACUUCUAGAUCUCUUACUUAUAUCAGCAAAACUACCCCUGUAGAUAAAGCAAGGCCAGUAGUUGAAACUCCUGCACCAGGAGCUAUUGUGCAUAGAAGUAAACUUGGGCCCGGGGAACCUCUGACAGUUGGUGACAUGCUAAAAUCACUGGGUCUGGGAAAAUAUUUUAUACUUUUUCAGGCAGAAGAGGUGGAUAUGACAGCAUUGAGGCAGAUGAGAGACAAUGACCUCAAAGAAUUGGGAAUUCCUAUGGGUCCUCGGAAGAAAAUCUUACUUGCAGUUUUAUCUCAUACAAGACAACAACAGCAACAGCAUCGAUGACAUGAUGAUAUUGGAGUCACUAGAUGCUGUGUUGUUCUUUAUGACAGUUGAGCACAUUAAGCUGUGGGACUCUGAACUGUGCUUAUUUUUCCAAUUCUCUCGGAAAUUUGUUCUUUGCAUAUGAGAUUACUCAUCCAUCUCUAACUGAAAUUCAGAGCUUAUUCAAAUUAGUAGUGUUCAAUAUCUAUAAUUUAGAAGGUAAAGAAAGUUUGGUACAUUCUUUUCAA
Molecule: messenger RNA, 1420 nt
Organism: Zingiber officinale
Lineage: Eukaryota; Viridiplantae; Streptophyta; Magnoliopsida; Zingiberales; Zingiberaceae
Exons: 8
Coding region: 204-1193 (329 amino acids)
Molecular function (GO): protein binding
Source: RefSeq, a predicted model, not a curated record